AGAAAGGUUCCCCGGGGAAGAGAUUGCACGGGGUAGAGCCACUGGGGUUUUAUGUAAAGAAGGGGAAUAUGGAUGGAGCAGUAGACAGACCACAAGAUAAGGCAGCUAACUGUGAUCACAAGUUCUCCUUUAAAAUGCAACAAAAGGGUACCUUCAUGUCACCAGGCUUCCCAAACAAGUACCCUCAGGAAGUGGAGUGUAGUUAUUUCUUCCAUGCCUCUCCAGAUGGUCGUAUCAAAAUCAGUUUUGACUACUUCAACCUGGAGGUGCGUUCAGAUAAGGGAUGCCAGUUUGACUACAUAGAGAUUCACUAUGUGAAUGAUGAAGGCUUUAAAUCAGAAGCUGGGCGUUUUUGUGGCAGCGACACACCUGAAGAAUUUGUGUCAUUACAACCCAAAAUGGAAAUUGUCUUCAAGUCAGAUUCCACCAAAGAACAGAAUGGCUUCAUAGCUCACUAUGAGUUUCUUGGUGACAACUGGCAGCCAUUUGGUCCUUCCACUAUAGGCUGUGGACCUGGUUACUUAACAGGGACUUCUGGGGUGAUCAAUUCGCCAAACUAUCCAGCACUCUUUCCCACCUUAAGCCGCUGUUCAUGGAUCAUCAAGGUCAAGGACACACACAAGAUCUUGCUCCAGAUUGUUGACAUGGAAAUCUCCAGUAGUAGCUCCUGCACAGAUGCAUUCCUUUUGUUCUUCAACGGGUUUGCCAUCCCAGGAAUGUAUCCUGAAGAACGCUUCUGCGACACCCUGGAAAAUGUCCCAUUAGUUAAACGAGAGUUCUUGUCCACAUCAUCCAGAGUCGUUAUCAGGUUUGAGUCUGGACCCUCCAGCUCUGCAAGGAAAACAGGAUUUAAAUUGAUUUGGACAGCAGUAUCCCUUGUCAAGCCAGCAGGUGAUUGCCAUGGUUUCAUGUGUUCUGGGAAUGACAAGUGUUCUGAUCGGUCCUCCUGUAGGAAAUACUGUAUAGAUCAGUCACUGAGGUGUGACGGCAACCCUAACUGUGGUGAGGUGGAUACCAGUGAUGAAGACAAGUGCCUCAGUAAAGUGUUGUGGAUCACCAUGUAUGCAGUCUUGCCCUGUAUCCUGAUAGUAGCAUCAAUUGUGUUGAUAGUCUUCUGCUACAAACGCCAACGCCGGAAGAAGCUGUACAUUGAGAAGAAAGAGGCCCAAAGGAAUGAACAAACUCACUGGGUUUCUCCACAUAUAAGAAGUAUGGAACAAAGUCCAAACCCUGGCCGAUCUACUACCAUGUUGACAACUUCAUUUGUAUCUGCCAAACCUUUCACAGACAUAGAUUAUAAAGACAAUCCCGUUAUUAAAGAAAACUUUGAAAAUUCUAAUAAAAGUGAUAAUUUAUCGAAUACAGUUAGCUCCGUGGAAAACACACCAAAAAAGAUCAUCAACAAUAAAAAAAGUGCGGAGGUUGAAGAGAAAGAGAUUGUUGUGCCCUCUAUAGACAAUAAAAAGGGAUAUAAUAAUGAAGAACCUCAUGUUCAGUUUGAAAUGGAUACAAUUCCAAACUUUAGAACACACCAGAAACGAUCAUCGUACCAUCUUAUGCAAGAACUGAAUCUAGGAGAGAGUGAGAUCAUGAUAGCUAAGAUUUGACAGCUAUUUACUACUAGGUUUGUUUCUGUAAAAUAUCUGUGCUGUGGUCACAUGAUGAACUUUCCAUCAUUUUGGUUCAUUUAUGAGGCAACUUGUUAUACCUGUCCAUGUUUUUAUUUCAGACUUUAUAUGUGAUAUGACUA
Messenger RNA from Ylistrum balloti, 1750 nucleotides. Its product is annotated as tolloid-like protein 2. Gene Ontology annotation, molecular function: protein binding. The record is from RefSeq and is a predicted model, not a curated record. The transcript has 8 exons. Lineage: Eukaryota; Metazoa; Mollusca; Bivalvia; Pectinida; Pectinidae. The annotation marks the transcript as partial.